AUGGAUCCCACGACGCAAACCAUCGCAGGUCCCGGGAACCCACUGAUGGGUGGAGGUGAUGUUUUUGCAGGCAAGGUCAUCAAAAACCUGGGCACUUUCGGCUUUAUCCAGCCGGAUGGCGCCACGGACGAGCUGUUCGUGAUGCCGAAAAGCUGCAAAGGCUUCAAUGACGUUUUGCCGCCGAUUGGGGCCAGAGUACGCUACGAGUUGGUGGUGGAUGAGAGGACGCUCCGGACCCGAGCCGAGAACGUCUUCCCGGAAUCCGAUUCGGUGACGCCAGGUGAGCAACCUACUGGGACGCUCAGUGGCACCAUCCAAGAAAGCUCAGCCGAGUAUGGCAUCAUCGCACAGGACCACGAUGGCAGCAAGAUUUCCUGCUUGCCCGGCUCCUUCCAACGUGCCUUUGGCCAGAGCGCCAUCCCCCCGGUCGGCACGCGGGUGAUGUACGACGUUGUUGUCGAUUCGCAGAAUUCCGGCCCUCGGGUCGAAAAUGUCCAACCUCUGGACGCUAGCAAGGUCGGAAACGGAAAAGGUGGCGGUAGCAACCCAGCUCCGGCCAAUGGCACCGGCACUCUUGGGGUCGUUGGCAAAGUUUGCAACGGGUAUGGCUUCAUCGACCAGGAUAAUGGCGAGAAGAUUUUUGUCCUACCCUUCUCUUGCGCCGCUUUUGGAAAUCAAAUUCCGCCCGUUGGAACACGCGUUGCGUUCGACAUCGGCCCAGACCCGAAAACUGGCAAAAGCAGGGCCGAGAAUGUUAGAUUGGGGAUGAAGACCGGCACGAUGGGCAAGAGUGGGCCACAGUUUGGCUUCAUCAACCAGGAUAAUGGUGAGGGCGAGAUGUUCGUCCUGCCGAAGUCGUGCGGCGGCGAGCUCCCACCAGUCGGAACUCGUGUGAUGUUUGACAUUGUGCAGGAUCAGAAGACAGGGCGCCCUCGCGCCGAGAACGUCCAGCCGGAGGGAGGCUGGAACGCCCCGCCGACGGCCGGCAUGGGCGGCGGCGGUAUGGGUGGCGGACUGGGUGGCAAUAUGUCCACCAGUUCCGGCACUGUCACGCAGAUUGGCCCGAACUACGGCUUCAUCCAGUCCGAUGCAAACGAGAAGGUUUUUGUGCUUCCUGGGUCCUGCACAACUCUCACGGGAGAAGUCGGCUUCCCGCCACUCGGAACCAGAGUUUCCUAUACAAUGGUGGUGGACGGCAAGACGGGCAGACCGAGAGCAGAAAGUGUCCGGCCAGAGGCCGUGGGGAUGGCGGCCGCACAAGGGGCCCUAGAUCAUUCCGGAACCAUCCAGCAGACAGGGGAGAAGUACGGCUUCAUUCUGCAAGAUGAUGGGCAGAAAAUGUUCGUCAUGCCCAUUUCCUGUGACGUCUUUGGCCGGGUCAUACCGCCUGAAGGAACGCGGGUCAGCUACCGCGUGGUCAUGGACCGCAAGACGGGACGGCCUCGGGCCGAAGAUGUCUGCCCGGAGGGCACCGCCCCGCCGACGCUGCAGCCAGCGUUGCAGACCACCAUGCCCCAGCAGCAGUGGGGCACACCGAUCGGCUUGGGGCCUGUCGGUGGGCCUGUCGGUGGGCCCGUCGGUGGGCCCGUCGGUGGGCCCGUCGGUGGGCCCGUCGGUGGGCCGGUCGGUGGGCCGGUCGGUGGGAACGGGAUGUCUGAGAUGACCGGGACCAUCAUCCAGGUUGGCCCAACCUACGGCUUCAUCCAGUCUGAUUCUGGCGAGAAGCAUUUCGUCAUGCCAGGAUCCUGCACUGCCUGCACUGGCGAAGUUGCCAUGCCGCCUGGGACCUCAGAGCAGCUCGAACGGGGCACGGGAAUGGCGGCCCCCACUCCAAACGCGGGCCUGGGCGGCCUGGGCGGCCUGGGCCUAGACUAUGCUGGAACGAUCCAACAGCGGGGAGAGAAGUACGGCUUCAUUAUGCAAGAUGAUGGCCAGAAAAUGUUCGUGAUGCCCAUCUCUUGUGCAUCGUUCGGGUCUGUCAUACCGCCAGAAGGCACGCGAGUCAGCUACCGCGUGGUCCUGGACAGCAAGACCGGCCGACCCCGAGCCGAAGACGUUUGCCCAGAGGGGACGGCAAUUGCUCGCAAAGAUGCCCCAGGCAAGGCAGAACUUGGCUGUAGACCCUUAUAA
Molecule: messenger RNA, 2130 nt
Organism: Symbiodinium sp. CCMP2592
Lineage: Eukaryota; Dinophyceae; Suessiales; Symbiodiniaceae
Source: the annotation of a GenBank genome assembly